AUGAGCAAUGAAGCGGAUGACAGCCACUUCAUAGCCAUCUUCCCCCUCCCUUUCCGCGUUCUCUUCCUCGUAGGCCUCGGUAUCUGGGGCUGGGGCGCAAAUUUACACGGUCUCUACUUGCUCGGAAUCGAUGCAGCCAACGCUCUCGAUCUUCGACCACGAGAUUCACCGGACGGAACUCUUACGCCAUUACCGAUUUCGAGGAGUUCCAGUCAACGUGGCUUCAAGUUCGUUCAAGAUCCUGCGUCGUACUAUGCGCCCGUCUAUCGCCUUGCAGGGUUUUAUACCGUCUUUUGCACUAUCUCGUGGAUGCUCUAUCGUUAUGCGACUUUUGGCGACGUCGCGGAGGUCAACACCUACAAGUAUAUUCCGGCUCUCUCGAUCCGAAGAUGUCUGUUUCCGCCUUCGGGGAGGCCGAUAUAUUUCUCGGAUGUCGUGUUUGCGGAUGUGUUCACUUCGUUCGCGAAGGUGUUGGGCGAUGUGUGGCUUUCGGUGUGCAUGUUGAUGCCGGGAGGAAGUAUUUUGGAGUUGCCACAACAGGAGGGGUGGACGAGGUGGGUCUUACCGGCUCUGAUGAGCUUGCCCUAUCUCGUACGCUUCCGACAAUGUAUGAUCGAAUGGACCGCCCCCUCGAACGAGAGUAAACGGCCACUCUUCAACGCGAUCAAAUACGCGUCUUCCUUCCCCGUCAUCUUCCUCUCCGCGGCUCAACGGAUCGUGGUCUCCGACCUCGUCAAGGAGAAGGGUGAUCACAUCAAGAAUGAGGCGUGGCACGGGGAACAUACCCUCUUCCGGCUUUGGCUGUUGACCGCUUUGGUAAACUCGCUGUAUUCGUUCUGGUGGGACGUAACGAACGAUUGGGGGUUCAGUCUCUUGCAGCCUUCCUGGCUCAACCCACCACCAAAACCGUCCAGACCCACUUCACUCCCACGACCGCUCGUCCUCGCCACACUGCAUGAACGAGCCGAAUCGCUCACCAGUGUCCGGACGUCCGUGUCAACGCCGACGACCUCGCCCUCUGGUCUUUCAUCACAACAGCCUACCCUCGAUUCUAUCGAUGGUGCCUUCAAGCCGCCAUUAUCGCACUUGCGCUCACAUUCUCCACUGUUACCUCUGAACACGACUCGUCCCUCAUCCACGAACCAUAAUCCCACCCAACAUCAACAUCAACAUCAUCAGCAACAGCACCCCCUCGGCCUCCGUCACCCCCUGCUCUUCCCCCUACCCGUCUACCCCUCCAUAAUCUUCCUCGAUCUCAUCCUCCGACUCACCUGGUCCAUAAAACUGUCCACACAUCUCCACGCACACGCACAGGGAGAGGGAAGCGCGUUGAUAUUUUGGGUCGAGGUGGCGGAGGUGCUGAGGAGGUGGGUGUGGGUAUUUGUGAGGGUUGAGUGGGAGGUGGUGAAGAGGGGGUUGACGGGAGCUGCGCCUGGGACGGGGAGAGAGAUCGUGGAUUGGGAUGAGAGAGAUGAGGAGGAGGAUGAGAGGGUGGAGGGUGAGCAAGAAUAUGAGUUGGACGAGGAGAGGGACAGGGACAGGGAUGCGGGGGCAGGGUCAGUGGCGGGAAGAGGAUAUGGAAUGAAUGGCUAUAGCGGAGGCGAUCCCGAGGGUCCGUUUGAUGUCGUGUUUGAGGCGGAAGCGGCUAGACAGGACGGGAAAGCGAGGGUCGUUUGAGCUUUUCGCAUCGUAUCUCGAAAAGCUUAAACCUCGAGCGAGGCUUGCGGAUUCGUGCAAUUGGGGUAUCGCGCUUCGGACUUGCGGUGCGAUCGCCCUCCUAUUUUAUAGUUGUCUCUUGUUUCCAUUUCUUGAAACUUCCAUUUCGAAUGCUUUUCGCGCUUUGAAGUACAGUAAGUUAUUAUACCCCCGGGGCUGUAAUCGACGGGGACUUGCAGGUGAGUAACUUUAGAUACGGUGGCACUGCUACAUAAGUACGAAUGGAUUUCCGCUGGCGUAAUGAGAUCGACCGUUUCCG
Molecule: messenger RNA, 1975 nt
Organism: Stereum hirsutum FP-91666 SS1
Lineage: Eukaryota; Fungi; Basidiomycota; Agaricomycetes; Russulales; Stereaceae
Product: EXS-domain-containing protein
Exons: 4
Coding region: 1-1677 (558 amino acids)
Cellular component (GO): membrane; cytoplasm
Source: RefSeq, a predicted model, not a curated record